Alnus glutinosa is the source of this 540-nucleotide messenger RNA. Its product is annotated as outer envelope pore protein 16-2, chloroplastic. Bases 1 to 540 code for a protein of 179 amino acids. The record is from RefSeq and is a predicted model, not a curated record. The transcript has 7 exons. Gene Ontology annotation, cellular component: chloroplast outer membrane. NCBI's taxonomy places the organism in Eukaryota, Viridiplantae, Streptophyta, Magnoliopsida, Fagales, Betulaceae. Gene Ontology annotation, molecular function: amino acid transmembrane transporter activity.
AUGAGCAGCAAUAGGAACAUGGAGACAAGGUCUUUACUGGAUGAGCUGCGUAGCUUCGAGACGGGUGGCUUCUUAGACCUUGGCCACCCUCUCCUUAACCGCAUGGCUGACAGCUUCGUCAAAGCCGCUGGGAUCGGAGCUAUUCAGGCUGUGUCGCGGGAGGCUUAUUUUACAGCCAUUGAAAGUGCAGGACUCGACUCGUCCAGUGGUAUGCCAACGGAGAUCUCGGGUGGCAAGAAGCAUCGGUUCCCAGACCUCAAGGGAGAAACCAACAGGAAAUCUCUCGAGGCAAUGGUGAAGAACACUGGAAAAGAAUCCAUACAGUGGGGACUUGCUGCAGGAGUGUAUUCAGGUCUCACGUAUGGGUUAAAGGAGGCUCGUGGAGCUCAUGAUUGGAAAAACAGUGCAGUGGCAGGAGCAGUUACAGGGGUGGCACUGGCGCUUACGUUUGACGACUCUUCCCAUGAGCAGAUUGUGCAAUGCGCGAUUACUGGGGCUGCAAUUUCAACUGCUGCAAAUCUUCUUACCGGGAUAUUUUAA